Messenger RNA from Lytechinus pictus (painted urchin), 5779 nucleotides. RefSeq names its product rhomboid-related protein 4-like. The record is from RefSeq and is a predicted model, not a curated record. Bases 427 to 1662 code for a protein of 411 amino acids. The transcript has 6 exons. Gene Ontology annotation, cellular component: membrane. Lineage: Eukaryota; Metazoa; Echinodermata; Echinoidea; Temnopleuroida; Toxopneustidae. Gene Ontology annotation, molecular function: serine-type endopeptidase activity.
ACACGUGUAAUAAGGAUUCAUAACAAAGAUCUGUGACUUGACGAAAAUCCUGGCAGUAGAGUUGCAUCAGAUGAUCAGAUUCAAGAAUUUUUAGGCAAAACUACACUGACGUGUGUGAUGUACUUUGUGCAAGCCCUUGUGAUGUAGUGCCCGAGCUUCCCGAAGUAAAAAUUCUUGAGAAUUUUAGAUCCAGUUAGUUUAAAUACGAAUCAUCUUGGAAAAUUUAGAGCCGAGGCUUGCUCGAGGUUGUACCGUAACUUUACUCGCUGUCAGUGUCACGGGCCGAGCUUGGCCUUGGGGAGAAAGAGGCAGCAGUGCAGUGCCAGCGCCAGUGGAGUGCAAAGCGACAACGGCCACGACUUGCUCUGGUUAAUGAGACUUAAAAUUUACAAAGUUUAGCGGUUGGUCAAGUUUGAAUAAUUCAAGAUGUUUCCACCAAGAAGAAGAGGGAUGGGACGGCAGCAAGGUCUCGGUCUCCUGCUUCUAUUUCAUCAGCUUUAUCGGGUUGGAUUCAAUAGAAUCCCUCCUGUUACCAUGGCAACGAUUGCUGCAAAUGUCCUGAUAUUUCUCCGUGUUCUCAAUCCAUAUAUCAAGGCUACCAUUAGAUCGCCAUCCAUCAGCAACAUCUGUGUCAGCUCCGCCCACGUCUGGUACAAGGGGGAUUGGCCCCGCCUCUUUCUUGCGGCCUGGUUCCACCUCGACGACUGGCAUCUCUACUUCAACAUGGUGUCCUUCAUCUGGAAGGGUAUCACCCUAGAGAGGAAGUUCGGCUCUCCGUACUUUGCAUACCUCAUCGUGAUGUUCUGCGUCCUGACCAACGGUCUCUUGGUGGCGCUCAACGUGGGGAUAGCGGAACUUCUGGAGGAUAGCUCUCACAUCGUCUCCUGCGCUGCUGGCUUCUCAGGGGUGCUGUUUGCUCUCAAAGUCCUAACAACUUACUACACACCUGUCCAAAACCAGAGGAUCAUGGGAUUGUUCAGCGUACCAUCUCGCUGGGCAUGCUGGGUAGAAUUGAUAUUGAUCCAGCUCAUCGUUCCGAGGGCCUCCUUUACGGGUCAUCUGGCUGGUAUUCUGGUUGGCAUGGCAUAUGUGAAAGGGCCCCUUAAGAUUCUUAUGGAUGCCCUUUGGAGUCUGUUCACAUCAGUCCUCUCUGGUGGUGCAGGCCAGGGAGCGCGGUACCAGCCUAGGACGGCCACUACCGGUGUCAGGGAAGAGGCUCCACCCUCAAGAUCAAACCAAUCCUAUGCUGGGCGUGGCUAUUCCACAGGAUCUGGGUCAGGUGCAGCCCGGUCCAGACCACGUCCUACUGAUUACCCCCAUGACCGUGGCAUGGGAUCCAGCUCCCGGGGUACAGGUGCUUCACCCACGCUGCCCAAUUACCAGGCGGACGAUUAUACCGGUGGUUUGAGCGAAGAAGAACAGAUGAGAACUGCAAUGAGGCAGAGUAUGAAUAAUGGCUCAUCAGGAUAUUCCAGUCCGCCAGAGGGAGGCAGACCAAUGCCUUCCGCCCCACCCUCGGUAGAUCACACACCCCACCUCUACCCUGAUCUGUCCAGAGAGAAUGCUGCCCCACCCCCACCCAACCAACAGAACGGGAUGCAUGCGUCUGGCAUUUCAGCUGAAGAGCUCAGGAGGCGACGCCUUAACAGGCUCGACAGAUGAGAAUGGGGAGCCUUUCAUGAAACGAAUUGUCCUGAUUUUCCCUGACUACUGUGACAAUCUACUGAAAUCCUUGCAUGUGAUUGGCUGAGAACAAACUGGCUGCUCCAUGAAACCCUUCGCAGAGACACCUCAACGACUUCAACAGUCAGAAAAUAACAGAAGAACCUUUCUUGAGACAAAUGUCAUUUUCCCUGACUACUCUGAUAAUCUACUAAAAUUCUUGCAUCCGAUUGGCUCAGAAGUAAUUAGAUGCUUUAUGAAACUCUCCGCAGUGAAACUUAACAAGUUCUACAGAUGAGAUACAGGGAGCGUUUCAUGAAACAAAUAAUCAGUGAUUUUCCCUGACUACUGUGAUAAGCUACUGAGAUCCUUGCAUCUGAUUGGCUCAGAAGUAAUUAGAUUCUUCAUAAAACACUCCGCAGAGACGCCUUGACAAGUUCAGCAAACAAGAACAGAGGAACCUUUAAUGAAACAAAUGUCGUUUUCCCUGACUACAUGUACUUUGAUGAGCUAAACUGAAAUCGUUGCAUCUGACUCAGAACAAAUUAGAUGCUUAAUGAAACACUCUGCAGAGACACUUAACAAGUUAAUCAGUGAUUUUCCCUGACUACUGUGAUAAGCUACUAAAAUUCUUGCAUCUGAUUGGCUCAGAACAAACCUGCUGCUACAUGAAACUCUCCCAAGAGAUGCCUCGAUAAAAUCAAAUGAUUAUAACGCUGGAUUGCAUUGGUAAUUUUGUUUAGUCAACAGUACGAUCAAUCGCUACGCUUUGUGUUACGCGCACUGGACCCUGUAGCAUGAGUAUUUGCAAUCAAUCGCAGAUUAUCAGCCAUUGAUCCUGAUCGGUUGUUAUAGGAGGGAAUUUUCAAAUCCCUGGUUAUGUGUAAGUUGAACAAUAUGUACAUGCAACUGCAACUAUAAUUGGCCAGUGUAUUGUUUGGUGAUUGACAGCAACUCUUGUCUUUACAAAGCCUCAAUCAUUUUAAUGUGAUUAUUUAUUUCUUGGAGCUGACUUUUAUCAUGACCAUUUUCUGUUACUUGAAUAUUGGGCACAUUGUGGUCGAGUGGUUUUGACUCUCAUCUUUCAUUCAGAGGGUGGUGUGUUUGAAUCCUAGCCAUGGCAUGUUUUUACUUGCAUUGUGCUGCACUCAACCCAGGUAAUACAUGUAUGAAUGGGGUACCUGGCAGGAUUAAUUCCUCGAGUGUACUGUGCACCGGAAGGCAGCUCGUGCUAAAGCUGGGGAAAUAACGAUAUUGUGCAUCAUAAUAUAUUAUUUCUAGAUAGAUGGCGCUCUAUACAUAGAAAUCUGUUAUUUGUUAUUUAGUACCACUUGUACAUACAUGUACGCCAGCUGUCUAUACAAUUAAGCCGUGAAUAUCACAGUUAUCUUACAUGUAUGAAUGUGCAACUUUAGAUAGCUUAUGUGAGCAGCGGUCACUUAAAUUAAUUGUAUUUUUGCUUUCUCUUAAAAAUUGAUAUUGCAGAUUGGACCCUAUACAAUGUAUUGCAAUAUUACUAUUAAAAAAAAAAUGCAAAAGCAGAGAUCAUUAACUUAAUUAUUCAAAAUACAAAAAAAAAACUAAAAACAUUCUUUGCAUUUUUUUUAUUCAGUUGAAUUUAUUUCCGUUAAAAACGAAUAACAAUACAUAUAAGAUGAUACAAGUAAAAUUGACAAACGAAAAACGGGAGGAUGGCCCUACUCAGCAGCAUCAAUCAUGGUGUUGCUGUUCUACAGAGGGGUCCUCAUUUGCAGGUACAUUAUACAUGUAUAUGCAUAUCAUUUAUUGUUACACAUCAUCAUGUGGAGCGUUGUGGCCCAGUGGAUUAGUCUUCUGACUUUGAAACAGAGGGUCGUGGGUUCGAAUCCCAGCCAUGGCGUUAUUUCCUUCAGCAAGAAAUUUGUCCACAUUGUGCUGCACUCAACCCAGGUGAGGUGAAUGGGUACCCGGCAGGAUUAAUUCCUUGAAUGCAUGAGCGCUGAAAGGCAGCUCGAGCUAAAGCCGGGGUAAUAAUAAUAAUAACAACGCGCCUCGGAAUAGAAUAUUUCUAGAUAGAUGGGGCUAUAUAAAUGCCUAUUAUUAUUAAUAUCAUCGUCAUCAAUCCAAAGUUUUAAGUCCGGUUUAUCUUCGCCCUUUAGACCUCCCUCCACUUAGCCUGAUUUAGUUCAUCCUCUAUUCUCAACCCAAGCCUUCUACUCCCCUCCUCCAUGUCACAAUCAUUUCUUUUUAAAUCAAAUAUAACUGAAAUAUAUUUUUCUAACACAAGCACACAUGGGUACCAAUAAUUCCUGAAGCGUUUCCAUUAAUGUUGAUUAGUUGCCUUUCUCAAGGACUUAUUGUUUUUAGCGAUAGAAUCUAAAUUUGUGUAUUACACCAACUAACUCUGCUUUAAUUUUCUAAUAACUUCUUUAAUUCUGUGGCAGAGUAUUUAUACUGAUAACAUCAUUUUGAUAUUUUAUUUUAAUUUUGACAUUUGAAUAGUGUCCUUACUCAGGUUUUAGGUUACUUGAAUUUAUGUUAACAAAAUCAUCAUUGGCUCAUGUACAUAUAUUUCUGUUGCGACUGAGACCUUCUUAACAUUCUCAGCAUUUUAUGGUGAUUUUGCUGUAUCUGUAAAGCAUUAGAAAAACACUGAAGUAGGUUUACACAUGUAUUAAAGCCUAUUCUAAGCUUGGGUAAAACAUCGUGCUGUUUUUAGCAGUGUUCUCACUCAGUUUAUUUGUGCACCUUGAGCUAAUUAUACUAAUGGAUCAUCAUUUGAUCAUGUUUUCAGUUACUUGAGGCCUUUGCAUCAUUCUCAACAUGUUAUGAUGGUUUCAUCUGUAUCAGUGAUGCAUUAAAAACACCAAAAAAUGAUUUAUACAUGUAUUGAAGCCAAUUUCACAUUUUGGUAAAUCCCCUCUAGUAUCUCAUUCAUUUUUGUGUGCAUGCCUUAAAGCAGUUAUGUUGUGGAGGAUACAAAAUAAGAAAAGUAUUCUAAUGGAUACAUUUUGUGAUUUUACAUGAUCUAUUUUGAUCAGGUGCCCAAUUAAAUGACAUAUUUGUCCUUUUUUUCAUUUUAUAUGUAAACCACAUCUCAAGCAUUUUUUGGGGGUCAGGGUGCUACAUAACUGUUUAAAAGCACUUGCCCGAAAAAAUCCUUGAAAAAGUAGUUUUACCUCUUCAAAAGAAAGUUUUGCGGUUUUAUUAACCAUUGACCUUUUCUCUCUUUUGACAUGAACUGAUCUACCUUGUUAUUGCAUUUUUUUUCCCAAAGUGAUUUUAUCUCGCCUGCCAUGACCAAAAUUAGGGUCAAUAACAUAUCAUAUCAACCCUAAUUUUGGUCAUUCUACUGUGAGAAUUUUGCUUGCCCAAUUUGGGCAAGUAGUUUUGGUCUUUACUUCAAAAUACUUGCCCGACUCUAACUUUUACUUGCCCUGGGCAAUCGGGCAAGUGCUUAUGUAGCACCCUGGGGUAUCAAAUCACUAAAUUUGUAAGAUAAGUACUAAAAGGACCUUUUUAAAUUAUAGAAAGAUGGAAACAUUAUCAAAAGAGGAUAUGAGGUAGUUUACAAUAAAAUUUUCACUGAAAUAAACUAAAACUAAAGAAGAAGAAGGAGAGGAAGAAGAGGGAUAAAGAAGAAGGAUGAAGGAGAAAUCGAUGACGUAGAAGAAGAAAUGGAGGAGAAGAAGUAGAAGAAGAGGAGGAAUAAGAACAAGAAAGAAGAAGAAGAAGCAUUUUUUUAUUUGCAAGGGUAGUAAAAUACUAAUGUAUGUAUAAUAGUUUAUUUAGUGAUUGCAAAAUCAUGAAAGACAUUUAUUUUCAAAAAUCCAACUUGCACGUUGUAUUGCAUCAAACGUAUUAUAUUUAUCAAUUUUUAUGAUGAUACUGUAUCAUGAUGUAUACUCUCUUAUGUCAUUUUUCAUUUUAAAUCAUUUUACAUUCCAGUUUGGAAGUAAUGUUUUAUGCUGAUGUUUUUUUCCAUAUUUAUUGAUAUAUCUUUUUAGAAAUUUGUUUAUGCCAAAAUCAGCUUAUGAAUAAAUCUGGGUAUUUGCUCUAGAUAGUGAUGUUUUUAUUUAAUGAAUAUUGUUAACUUUCUAUGUUAGAGAAGGUAUGUAAAUAGAUUUGCUAUUUGGCU